UAGCAUCAGACGUCUGCUACCGGAUGACCUAUUUCAAGUCACCAAAAUGAUUUUAUAAACCAGUUAAAAUGCAACAUUUCUCAACAAUGUAAUCGACACCAGCAUAGGUAACCAAUUCAUGGCUGCCCUCAGGCCCAUGGCUGGCCAAAUUUGUGCUUCAUGUCAAGCGCCAAUAUCUCAGGGAUUGCAGAGCCAGCGAGCGACUUGUCCGUCUUGUGCCCGGAAUUUUACUGGAGUGUCUCGGCGGUCGUCCGGGGCUGCCGCUCCGUUGGCCCCCAGUGACUUUACGGAGGAGCAGUCAGGUGGAGAUAUGAACGAGGAAGAUGUCAACCGGUUGCCUUCUUUGCAGACACCAUCUGCCGGGGGAAAUGACAAAACGAGCAAAGGGGGCCGUUUCUCCGGAAUAACAACAUUUUUCAGUUCACUCGGAGGCGGUAAGAACAAAGGAGGGAAGGGCAAUGAACAAGAAAUGAACACCAAAGGUAGACCGUCCUCCGAGCAGGGCCUGCCUCCAAUCAACGCUGGCCAAGGCAUGGUGUCUCAGAGUGCUCCUAGUCAAAGUGGCAAUGGGAACCAGAGGAGAAAGGAGAAGCUACCGACCGGGUAUACACCCAUGCAGUUAAAGCAUUUUAAAGAGUGCAUGAGUAAAGCCAAAGCUUCAGAGAACUAUAAACAGGUUCAAAGUUUCUACGAGAUAGUUUUCAGUUCCUUCGCUCACAUCAAUGCAACGUUCAUGGAGGCAGGUAAAGACCCACGCAGUACUGAGGAAUCGGGGUUAUCUCAGGGGUAUAUCCAAGAAGCACUUAAUUCUCUACUAGAAGUACCAGAAGAUAUUCAGAAGACUACACUUAAAGCGAUCAUCAAUAGUUUACUCAAAGACAUGAAGAGACCUAGAGACAAGAAUGAUUUGAGGGCAUACUUGGUAUUGAUACAGAAUCCCCAGUUUAAUCAGACCUCCACCUACGUCAUCUUUGCUCAUCUUCUACGUCAGAUGUCAGGACUCUGUGAUCAAGAUCAUCAUUAUCUUGUCCACUGGUUUAAAAGACUUCCCAAGGAUUCCUUCAAAGACAUUGUAAAUCGACUUCUGCAGUUUGUAUCCAUCCGUUUGUUCCCUCCGGAGCCAGCUGACCUCCCACCCAUCGGCAAAUGUUCCUGGUGGAUUCCAUCUGUAGCCAAAGUCUUGGCUCUUCUUAAUGCAGCUAACUCAUUGGUAACUCCAAACAAGAUUGUAUAUACAAGCUUCUAUAACAACACCUUGGAUCAUGUGGAUCUAAUGAAGGAAUAUUAUGCAUGGCAGAACCCGAACAACUAUCAAACGUUCACAUUCUGCCAGUACCCAUUCAUUCUCAGUCUACAAGCCAAACGUACAAUCAUGCAGAAAGAUUCUGAACAGCAGAUGAUAAUGACCGCUAGGAGGAGUCUGGUAGCCAAGGUUCAACAGAGGCAGAUGCCAAACAUGAAUAUGUUAUUCCUCAACCUUAAAGUACGCCGAUCUCAUCUGGUCUCGGACUCAUUACAUGAGGUUGCAAGAAAGAAAGCUGAUCUGAAGAAGAAGUUGCGAGUACAGUUUCACAAUGAGCCUGGUUUGGAUAUGGGAGGCCUGACCAAAGAAUGGUUUCUUCUGCUGCUCAGAAAAAUAUUCAAGGAAGAAUACGGUAUGUUCACAUACAAUGAAAAGUCAAGGUGCUUCUGGUUUAACCCUGCAUGCGUGGACUGCAAUCAAGAAUUCAACCUGGUUGGAGUUCUUAUGGGCCUAGCUGUUUACAACAGCAUCAUCUUAGAUAUUCAUUUCCCAGCAAGUACAUACAAGAAGCUUCUUAGCCCAGCCGUGGUGCCUUAUAACAACCCAGGAGCAGAGGUUGGACGUGCCCCAGUCUCGCACGAUGAUCUUGCCCAGGUCAAUCCUGAGUUAGCCCAUGGUUUAGAUGAACUCCUUGCCUAUGAUGGCAAUGUAGAGGACGAUCUGUGUACAAGUUUCCAGGUGUCGCUACCGGUGUAUGGUACGGUCCACACAGUUGACUUGAAGGCUGAUGGGGCCAAUAUACCAGUCACUAAUGACAAUAGACAAGAGUACGUUGAUCUUUACAAGAACUACCUUCUGAAUGAGUCCAUCUACCAGCAGUUUGCAGCCUUCUACCACGGCUUCCACAGCGUCUGUGCCUCUAACGCUCUCAUUAUGCUGAGACCUGAGGAGGUUGAGAUGCUGGUGUGUGGGAGUCCCAAUCUAGACCUUGAUGCAUUGGAGAAGGUGACUACGUAUGAUGGAUUUACAAAAAAUGACCAGACUAUCAGAUACUUUUGGGAGGUUGUGAAGGCAUUCCCAAUCCCUCUUCAGAAGAAGGUCUUAUUAUUUGCAACUGGAAGUGAUCGCAUCCCAAUCGGAGGAAUGGGAGAGAUGACAUUCAAGAUUGUUAAAGUCAACGCCUCAACUAGCAUGUUGCCGAUGUCUCAUACAUGCUUCAAUCAGCUCAUUCUACCACCUUACAAGAGUAGACGACAGUUAAAACAUAAAGUCACCAUCGCUAUCUCCAACGCUGAAGGUUUUGGGUUAGAAUGAAACCCCUGUCGCCAUCGCGAAGUUGCUUCAAAGACAACUUUCCUUCUCUAGUUUCCAGUAAGUCUAAAUAAUCCACUUUCCUCUAAAGGUUUUAUACUUGUACAUCAUUGAGCUUCACCAUGUUGUGACCUUUAGGGUCAGUGGGUGGUUGACCUCAGUUGGUGGUUGACCUCAGUGAGGUCAGUAAGUUGACCUCAGUGAGGUCGGUCAGUUGACCUCAGUGAGGUCGGUCAGUUGACCUUGAUGAGGUCGAUGGGUCAGCAGGAUCAAGUUAUUAGAAUGAGUGGUAGAAAGUACAGUGUCAUUGCCAAAACAAAGUGUGGUGUGAAUAAGGUAAGAAGACUAAAUGGUGUGCUAUGUAAGGUUGCCCAACAGUGAGGAAGGGCCAUUCAUACAAAAACUGACAAUGAAGUGAAAAGUACAAAUAAAGCUUGGAAUGUGAGUCUGGAAAUUAAUACGUAAGAAGGCUGUCUUAAACAUGUAAAAAGUGUACACAAGAAACAGAACUGGCCCCAAAUUCAUACAGAUGCUUAAACAGAAAGUUGGGAAGUAGUGCAUGCAUUCUGCUCUGCCAGCCAGGCUCCUAGUGGAUGACCAUGCCUACAUCCUUACGAACUGUGAAGGGGUAAACCC
Messenger RNA from Asterias rubens (European starfish), 3190 nucleotides. Its product is annotated as probable E3 ubiquitin-protein ligase HECTD2. Gene Ontology annotation, molecular function: ubiquitin protein ligase activity. Bases 119 to 2557 code for a protein of 812 amino acids. The record is from RefSeq and is a predicted model, not a curated record. NCBI's taxonomy places the organism in Eukaryota, Metazoa, Echinodermata, Asteroidea, Forcipulatida, Asteriidae. The transcript has 18 exons. Gene Ontology annotation, biological process: protein polyubiquitination.